This is a messenger RNA of Amoebophrya sp. A25, 5460 nucleotides long. The record is from the annotation of a GenBank genome assembly. NCBI's taxonomy places the organism in Eukaryota, Dinophyceae, Syndiniales, Amoebophryaceae.
AGACUACAACUUCUACCUCGUAAGUGACUACAGUCACACGACAUACUACAGUAAAGGACCGCUACAAAAAUUACCUCCCAACCUAGAAGAGACUCACUGUUUCAUACCUCGUAAGCAACUCCAUACAACUGCCUGGUAUCAUCACGAAUUAUAUCAGUGCAAGUAAAAUGGCUUCAUCGCGUUUCAAUUCCUGUUCACCUGCGAAGAGGGCAAGGCCUAUCCCCCCAGCACUCGACCAUGGUCAUCUCUGGAUGCAGCAACAGGCCGUUUUGAAGAGCAGGCAAAAACAAGCGACGACCUUGGAGAAGCGACGCCCUUUCGUCGCAGGUGGGAAGGAGCCACGUGGGAAAGCUGGCUCACGUACUCCCGGAACGAUGUCUAGGAAACCGUCGAGGGGAAGUAGCAAUUCUUAUGAUGUCAUCUUGUUCAACGCCGUCUGGAAUAUUGGAGUUCAUCAUCAUUCUGAUGUCAUCAUCUGCACCCCUCUGUGAAGAUUAUACACGACAUUGUACUACAGUAUCACUGAGAGGUGGUCAUGAUCUUCGUUAAUAUGCAGCCUGUCAGACACAUGUCUGAGUCCGUACUGUAACAAUGAAUUAGAAUUAUUUUCUAAUUCCUGCAGCUGCAGCUAACGCGAACACACAAAAACUAACACACAAAACUCAUCAUGUCCCUUAUAAUUAUUCACCGAGUGUAUCUUUUUCUAACUCCUCCGAACACGAACCCCCAGUCGGGUUCCUGAUCUGAGAUUCCAAGAUCGAAUGCUUUACUCUUGGCAACUGUCAGAACAUUUUGAUGGUAGAGAGCGGAACGCUAACCGUAUGCCACGAACUGGAUUGGAUAUUGGACCUAUCGACUUUGCCGCACUUAUGUCGGAAGGAAGAGACGAUACAACCAGAAUUAUGUUCGGGUCGUGAGAAAUAUUUGCAUUUAAGCAUAUAUAAGGACAAGUAGUUUUUACCGCAUUCAUGUAAGUAGCUGUACCAAGUAAGAUUUCACUUGCUAGUGAAAAUGGCAUAAGUUUUACUCACAGAAAUAUAUCUGUGAUGUAAUGUGAUGUAAUAAAAAGCACUGCAAUAUUUCAUCAACCUCGUCUAAGAAAAAAGUCCAGCAGUCUACCUCGAUGAAAAUGGAGACGCGUUCCUCUCCUCACCUUGUGUCUAUGAAGACAAGACCGGCUUCUAGCAAUGCAGCUGUUGGGAGAAAUAGCAAUUGCUUCUAUGCGGAAGCGGAAGCGGAACGAGAAGGAGCAACUCAAGAUGACAGCGAAGAAAACGACUUGCAGGCGGAGGACGUCGAAGAUGAAAUUUUUGACGCUGGGGAUGGUCCGGGCACUUCAAGUGCUCCUGAAAAAUGCUGGGAUGUAUUGCAUCCUCCAGUAAAAAGGGGUGCUGUAGUGCAAUCAUUAUGAAGGCUACCUUAGACCACUCUACGUUAAUCUACGUAUUUUACAGCUGUUAGCUGUAACUGAGUAUAUUAGCACAAUCUGAGUAUCUUAGCACCUUCACUUUCCUUCAGUCCGGCCACUUCAAGUGGUAGUGGAGCUCCUGAAAAAAGCCGGGCAAUGAAGAACAGCUGAGAAGAAAGAAUGAGAGCUCCCUUUUAUUCAUCUUGAAGGGCAUCUUUGACGUGUUUCCCCCUUAGGAAAGCGGUCAAAGAUGCUCCUUCAGAUGAAGUACUGUCUAAGCCUUAAAAUAAACAGCACUGGAGGAAUUUUGUGCAAAAUUCUAUUAUUGCGUCUACUUCUAAUAGACAGCAAUACAUCAUCAACACCAGCUUCCAAAAAAGGGAAUGCAGUCCAGAACAACCUCAACACGUCUUUUGACCACGUCACUUCUUUUCUAAGGCUAGUUUUUCAGUAUUCAGCCGGUUAGUUUUCCCUCUACCCUUAGUAGAGUAGUUUAUAGAACGGAUGUAGGAUGGACUUGGAUGGAUCGGAUGGAUCGGAUGGACCCCCCUGAUUCUUCCGAUCCUACUUGAGAUGGUGGAAAGUCCAUCCGUUCCAUCCGAUCCAUCCCAUCCCGGAUCUGGCACCCCUAUAAACUGCUCUACCUUAGGUUUAGCCCUUCAAACAACUACUUUCCCGUGUCUGUGGAGUCCCCCUUGAUUUGAUAGCCAAAUAGGUGAAAACUAGCGUUUUUUUUUAACUUUCGCGGACUUUGUUAGGGAAGUAGGAGGUCAAAUGCGAGGCCUGCAGAUGGGCAUUGAAGAACUCGCUGCUUCACGUGACGCUCAAAUGCAAGUGGAGUUACGCUGUUGUUCAUCGUGGUUUAUCUUGUUGCAUUGUUCUAGGCACAGGCAGCAUCUUGAUGUUACUGAUCGUAUUAUACCAGCUAGACUGAUUAUCUGAUGAAUGAGCUUUGUUCGAAACUUGGCGAGGGAGGUUUAUUAGACCUGAAUCGGCUGACCAUGACCAUGCGCACCGGUGUUGAUAGCCAGUAUCCAAUUCCACUUGCUGGAUAAAAAACCCUGCUUGUAGACGAGAAAGCAAGCUUAGAAUUUGAAGCUUUAAUAGAGCAGCGAAACAAUGAAAAUUUCGAUCGAUGUUUCUCAGCAUGCGCAUCGGUCUCACAAGCGGUUUCGACUUUACAGUUAAGAGGGAUAGAAGAAAGUGAAAUGACCGGUAAUAAACUACAUCCUCUCAAGACACGAUGUCCAUCUUGAUCUUGCACAGACUCUGCACUAUCUUGCACAGACACGACUCCACUCGUUAUAAAUAUGUAAGAUUAGAACUAGUACCCUAGUCCUUAAAAGGAUAGGAUAACAAUUCUGAUUCGUCUGUAACAUGAUUAGCACUCUCGUCUCUUGUUCGACUAGGUGUAGGUCCUACUUACUACUACUGCAACAUCAUCUUCAAGAACCUCUAACACAGCAAGAAGUUGGGCAUUAUCUUGUAGCAUCUUCUGCGGGUGGAGGUGGUGCCGAUCAAGAAAGAGGUGAAGACGAUGGACGAGGUGGAGAAAACGAAGAAGAAGCAGUGUCAUCGUCAAAAGUGAGCAAGAUUCUGGCAGAGUUUCAAGAUGUUCUUGCGCCAAAAAGUGACGAAACUAGUGGAGGAGGUGGGGUCAACAAGAAUAGAAGCAGUACUAAACUUGCACCAGGCGCAAAGAAUCCCACGACUAGUACUUCAACUACAACAAUGAACGCAGGUGGAAUAACAUCCAGUGGUAUAUCUUCGGAUCCUCAUCCUACGAGUUCCGAAAGGAGCUUGGGAAAUCUUGUCCAGUUAAUCUCAUCAAAAUUCGAUGCGCAAAGUCGCAAGAUCGCGGAACUCGAGAAGGAGAUUAAAAAAGACGAUGUAGUGCUCAUAAAGCCGGCUGGGGGCGCUAAUACUACUAGUGCGACUACUACAGCAGCUGCUGCGGAAGCCUCUGGUGUGCCGAAUAAUACAUUAAGAGGUGUGGUGACGCGGCAAAUGAUGAUAAAAUUUUGAGUCGUUUAGGUUGUUGUUGCGAAGAUCGAAGUGCAGCAGACUUUUGGGACGUCGAUGAGCCAUCUAUCUCUAUGCGUGUAUAUCAGGAUCAUCAGAACCGUGAUUGUGACUAGUACAACUAGUUUGUUUCCUCUAAAAACGAGGACGACACCGGCAGCUGCUUCUUCUUCCUCGGUUUCCUCCGUUGUGCGUGUUAUAGAUCCGACAACAGGCGAAAUGACGCUGAAGCCAGUAGCUCUUGAUCCUGUAUGGAGCGCACGAACAGGCUCGUGGAAAGCACAGCCAGACCCGGGACUACUUCUUGCUACGGAAGUAGAGGAAAAACUGAUGCUAGAAGUCCGAACUUUGCGGAAAGAAAUUGUACCAACAUAAGCUUAAGCUUAACAUCACAACUUCUGACAUGUUGGCACUUAUAUUCGUCACUACUUUAACUUUGACUUUGACACGGCUUACAGUUUUUACAACAACGAAGACGAAGUGCUGUAUCUAUAUCUUUCAUUUCAAUCCAUUAUUUUCUUUCAUCAUGGAACAACACGACGCGGUUUCGUUUCUAUUUAAGUAGUAAUAUUACUAAACAAUCUGAAGAUGAAUCUGAGACCGAAUGAUGAUCAUUCGGUCUCAGAUUCAUAGAUCAAUUUACUAAACAAUCUGGAGUAGAAGAUCAUCUUCUGAAGUAGAUCUGAAUCUUUGUUUCUUAAUCAACAAGGCCUCACGCGAUGCAGAGAUUUCGGGAUUGUGGAAUGUGUGUCGGACGCUUGAGGCCAAAGUCAGGAACGAAGUGGUUGAUAUGGCGGAAAAGGUCGAGACCCAUCUCGAAGCGAAAAUGGCUACACGGCACGACGCUUUCUCGAAAACAGUGUGGGAGAUGCUGCGGAAGUAGCUAUAAUUCUGUAGCUAGUGUAAAAACCCGCUGCACUGGAAAAACAAUAUGCUUUUCAAUCCUUCUAUUAGACCUAGUAAAAAAACUGCUCUCUUAUUCUUAAUACGACCGGGCAUCCUGCUCCAUGAUGAAAACAAGAUACAACAAGUUUGUUACAAAAAAUCAAUUCAGGUAUGAAAACAUGCUUUUACAGCACCAGAAUAAGAUAUUGGACUUUCGUCGUAACCGCUUGGCUGAGGCCGAUAGCCGCUUCUUCCAGUUAGAGCAGACUAUGAGCGAGAAGCACGACGAUCUGAGGGACAAGAUGAAUACCUUUGUAGACAGAGUGCAAGCGUCUCUUCGUGUCGCUUUGCCGUCGUCUGGUCCUGGUGCUGCUGCGUCGUCGUCUACAACUCUGGGGGUGGGAGCAUCAACUUAUGCGGUUGCUUCCUCUUUGUUUUUUCUUCAAGUGGAAGAUGAUCUUUGUUAUACUUGACUCGAUCGCCUGGCUCCUCUAGAAGUAGUUGUAGUCCUGUAAACUAUAGAUACCAGGUAGAUCAUGUUGAGAAGUUGUGCUGAUAGUGGUCAGUCUAAAUUGCAAGUAGUUCUUGUUCGAAAUUUCGAGGUCAUCAACUUCUUCUAAUUCUCAAGUCCGCUAGUGCGUGCAAGUCCAGUGCGAGUCUCAUCACCCAGGGAGCAACAAGCCGUGAAGGACUCUUUACUCUCUUCUACAGGAGGCCUUGCCCAGACAACGCAUACACCUAAUAUUAUCUCUUCCUCUGGUAUGGAGCCAAAAUCUCUCAUCAUCCAUUAUAUUCUUAACUUUAUUAUUCUCAAGUAGAAUCAGAAAAGAGGAGUGACCACCAGAAUGAUAUUAAUGGAUUUUGGAGGCUUCAUAUCUAGAAGUAGAACUCGAGGUGGUGGACGUGAACCAUUUGAGAUUCCUGUGAGUCGCAUGCUACGUUCCCCCAAGUCAGAGCCAAGACGAGACCUUCAUCAGAGUGACAAUGUCAGCCCCUGCAAUAUUGGAGUGAUUAAGGCAGCUCUGAUGUGUCUCUGUUCUUGUUCUCGUUUAUCAGGCAGCAUUUUCAUCUUGUUCUCGUUUAAGUUAGAAGGUUAUCGACUUGCUUCGAGUAUCAGAAUCAGAAAUCUAUUUGAAGAAUUAUGA